AGAAAUUACAAGCGCCUCCGCUAAAUUACACGUAUAUAAUAAGAGUAUACGUAUAUAUUUAUAUACAACACGAAACUUGAAUACGUGUAUUGUAUUCGUUUUUUUUUCUUGGGCUCGGCCACACACCACACACGAGUUUCACUAUUAACUCAGCAAAUAUCGAGUGUGGUUAGAAUCGGUCCAAAUUAAAGACUUGGCUUGAAAAAGAAUGGCGGACGGUCCAAGAACAGGAUCUGGCGAAUCUUCGCCCCAAGUGGAAAGAGGAUGGGGUGCUCUGAAACAGCAUGUUAUUGACAAUAAAGUACAAGUAGGAUUAUGGGUCACUAGAAUCUUCAGUAUUUUGUUUACGAUAGGAUAUAUUAUUCCAUUAUUUGGAAAUCGUUACAAUGCCUAUUAUAAAGUGCUCAUGAGCAGUGCAGCGACGAGUGCUUUGAGGCUCCAUCAGAGAGUACCGAGAGUCCAAUUCAAUAUGCAAUUUGUGGAACAGUUACUUCUAGAGGAUUCGUGUCACUAUUUGCUAUACUCUCUUAUAUUCCUUUACGUGUCGCCGGUGUUGUUGGUUUUGGCGCCUGUAGUCCUCUUUGCAAUUAUGCAUUCUGCAAGUUAUUCUCUUACAUUGUUGGACUGUCUAGGUCAAAACAGCUGGUGGGGAGCCAGACUUUCGAUAUCUCUCGUCGAAUUCCAGUCACGGAAUAUUUUGCGUUUCUGCGCGUUAUGCGAAAUCAUGGUGCUGCCUCUUACCAUUAUUCUCGUAUUUUCAGGACAAGCUGGCUUAUUCACACCAUUCAUUUACUAUCAAUUCUUGAAGAUGCGUUUGUCAUCAAGAAGAAAUCCGUUCACUCGUAAUCUUUUUUACGAGAUGAGAAGUGCGUUGACGGCGGUAUCGGCGAAGCCUGCGAUGCCUGGCAUCCUAAGAUGGCUGACAAAUCUCUUGUUGACUGUGACUCAGCAGAUGGUGCCGCAAUACGUUCAACAGCAGCAGUAAUAUCGUCGAAAAUAGAAGGAACGAAGAGUAAAAAAAUACGCCAAUCCGUCGUAUCCGUCGCGAGGAAUAGCGACAAGUUUUCCUUUUUUCUCCUUUUUUUACAAGUUUGAAACGAGUUUUCGCGGACUCGACUGAUUUUCAUCACCUGAAACCUAUGCUCGAAAUUAACAAGGAAAACAAAAUGCGAGUCGAUCAAUUGUUGACAAAUUGAUAGAAAUUAAUCGUCAAUCAAUUUUCUUCAAUUAAUUGAUAAAUUUUGCGGCAAAGGAUCAGAAAAUGGAAAAUUCUGCAAUCAUUCCUGAUCCCUGAAUCAAUGAAGAACGAAAAUAAAAAUUGAACGGCGGAAAAAAACGAGCGAUCAAUUUUUUAAAUAUUCAUAUACAAUUUUCACCAAAUAUCUCGCGUCUGAUCUAUCAAACUUCUACACUCUUUAGCUAUCGUAGAUUUCUUACGAAUUUGUAGCAGGCAGUACCAACAAGUUCGUCCCGCUAAUGAAAAAUUUUCAAAAUUUUUCAAAAUAACUCGAUUCCACAUGUUUUUCGAGCCAAAAAUUCUAUUCGAACGGACAGAGAUGGAACCGACCAACCUGACAUAGUACCGACGUCAAAAAUUUGAAAUUUUUUUGGCUAAAAACUUGCUUUAAUAAGUGAGUACACAAUUUCAUAUCACCGAACUUUAUCGCGUUCAUUUUCUGAAGAUGCAGCAAUAUCCUCCGCAUUUUUUUCGUCUGAUUUUUCCAAUGGCAAAGUUUCAACGUAAUUGUCAGAUGAAUAUUUUGAAAAAGCAACCGACUAAUUGGAGAGAUUUGCAGAACCGAUGAUGCGAUAAUUAUUUGAACGAUUUGGAUUUUCAAUAUUUGAGAAUGAUCUUUGGAUAUAAUUCACGGCAAUGUUACACAAAAUCUGACGAACUUCGUUGGAAUCGUCCGGAUAGAAUUUUCAGCUAGAAAAUUACGUGCGAAACGCCCAUAAAAAAUAAAUGAAGAAAGAAGGAAAAAGAGGGAGAAAGUACGAAAAAGACAGUACGCGAAUUGAAGAAAAGAAUGUAAACACGAUCGAUUUGAAAUCGCAAACGUAUUUUUUAGGUAAUGGUGCCGGUUUGAGGUGCAAUUUUUUCUGGUUGUUGUGCCUACUUCGAAUUAAUGGUACUCGUAUAAAUAUUAGUCAUUUAAAUUUCAUCGCCAUGAAUCAUUUGUAACUUGUAAUUCUGUUUUUAUUUCCUGUUCCGCGUUUGUUAAUAUUAUUAUUAAUUUGAAAUUCAUGGUCAUAGGCACAGUCCUCAUCUUUUAAGUGUGAAAUUUUCGUUUAUACAAGAAAUUUUAUGUCUUGCAAUUUCGCUUAUGUACAAUUUACGAUAUCUUUUUCAUUGUUUCGCAGUUUUCAAACAGUUGAACAUUCGAUCGAUCCAUAUUGAAAACAGUAUUCGAAAUGAAUGUUAAAAAUGAAAUAUUGUCAGUUUACAGUUGGUUUUUAGUUGGAAUCAGUCGAUCUGGACUGAAAAUUCAUUAAUUUUGUUUAAAACAAUACCUGAACGAAAAGUAUUUUCUGCACAGCGACUAUCUGGUGCUGCGAUUGAGAAAUUCGUUAAUUAUGCAUUAAAAGCAGCAUUGCAUGGUUGAAAAAAUGUCGAGCUGAUCUUUUGGCGAGAAUGUUUUUUUUCCAUUUUUUUUAAUCGAACAAAUUCCAAAAUUCUCGAAAAAGUUCAACAAAAAAACGCCAACUUCGUUAUUAUUCCAUCUCUUGUACGUUAAUUAUUAAAAUUGAAUGUAUUACUUUAUUUAUGACUUUACACAAUUUAGUAACUGAUUUAUCGUAGCAAAUGGUUUUGCGUCAUGGUCCGUGGAUGUUUCAGUAAUAAAAAAACGAGAUGAAAACAACAAA
This is a messenger RNA of Venturia canescens, 2865 nucleotides long. It is a transcript of the gene Kr-h2, whose product is annotated as Krueppel homolog 2. Gene Ontology annotation, cellular component: endoplasmic reticulum; membrane. The transcript has 6 exons. Bases 209 to 985 code for a protein of 258 amino acids. NCBI's taxonomy places the organism in Eukaryota, Metazoa, Arthropoda, Insecta, Hymenoptera, Ichneumonidae. Gene Ontology annotation, biological process: membrane organization; endoplasmic reticulum tubular network organization. The record is from RefSeq and is a predicted model, not a curated record.